UGAACCACAGUCAGUGGGAACUGUACAGAGAUGUGAUGUUAGAGACCUACGGACACCUCGUCUUCUUGGGUCUUGUUGUGUCAAAGCCAGACCUGGUCAUCUUUUUGGAACAAAAGAGGGAGCUAUGGGAUGUGAAGAGAAAGGAGACAGUAACAAUCCAUGCCGGACAGAAAGGUUACCUUUGUAAGGAGUGUGGCAAAGCCUUCAACAGGCACUCAGCACUAAUUCAACAUCAGCGAGUGCACACUGCAGAGAAAGCUUACGAAUGUGAAGAAGAUGGUAAAACCUUUAAUGAUGCCUCAUCAUCAGGCCUUAACAGACAUCACAGAAUCCAUACUGGAGAGAAACCUUACCAAUGUGAAGACUGUGAAAAAGCCUUUAGGCGUACUUCAGCCCUUAUUGAACAUCACCGAAUCCAUACUGGAGAAAAACCUUUUCAAUGUAAUGAAUGUGGCAAGGCCUUUACUCAGCAGUCACACCUUAACACACAUCACAAAAUCCAUACUGGAGAAAAACCCUACCAAUGCAAAGAAUGUGGCAAAUCCUUUAGUCAGCACUCAACCCUUACCAAACAUCAUCGAAUCCAUACUGGAGAGAAACCUUACCAAUGUGAAGACUGUGGAAAAGCCUUUAAGAGUACUUCAGCCCUUAUUGAACAUCACCGAAUCCAUACUGGAGAAAAACCUUAUCAAUGUAAUGAAUGUGGCAAGGCCUUUACUCAGCAGUCACACCUUUACACACAUCACAAAAUCCAUACUGGAGAAAAACCUUACCAAUGCAAAGAAUGUGGAAAAUCCUUUAGUCAACAUUCAACCCUUACCAAACAUCACCAAAUUCAUACUGGAGAGAAACCUUACCAGUGUGAAGACUGUGGAAAAGCCUUUAGGCGUACUUCAGCCCUUAUUGAACAUCACCGAAUCCAUACUGGAGAAAAACCUUUUCAAUGUAACGAAUGUGGCAAGGCCUUUACUCAGCAGUCACACCUUAACACACAUCACAAAAUCCAUACUGGAGAAAAACCUUACCAAUGCAAAGAAUGUGGCAAAUCCUUUAGUCAACACUCAACCCUCACCAAACAUCACAGAAUCCAUACUGGAGAAAAACCUUAUCAAUAUAACGAAUGUGGUAAGUCCUUUACUCGUCAAUCAGGCCUUAUCAAACAUCACAAAAUCCCUACUGGAGAGAAACCUUACCAAUUCAAAGAAUGUGGAAAGUUAUUUACCCAGUCCUCACAGCUUAAUGAACAUCCCCAAAUCCAUACUGGAGAGAAACCUUAGCAAUGUAAAGAAUGUGGCAAAUCCUUUACUCACCACUCAAGCCUUACCAAACAUCACCAAAUACAU
Suricata suricatta (meerkat) is the source of this 1343-nucleotide messenger RNA. Its product is annotated as zinc finger protein OZF-like. Gene Ontology annotation, molecular function: DNA-binding transcription repressor activity, RNA polymerase II-specific. The record is from RefSeq and is a predicted model, not a curated record. Bases 36 to 1277 code for a protein of 413 amino acids. The transcript has 4 exons. Gene Ontology annotation, biological process: negative regulation of transcription by RNA polymerase II. Lineage: Eukaryota; Metazoa; Chordata; Mammalia; Carnivora; Herpestidae.